UUAAUUGAGGGAUUUAUUAAUUCGUCCUCACAGAUCCCCCAAAGACACAUGUGACCCAUCACCCCACACUGAAAGGAGAAGGCACCCUGAGGUGCUGGGCUCUGGGCUUCUACCCUGCUGAGAUCUCCAUAACCUGGCAGAGGGAUGGGGAGGAACAGACUCAGGACAUGGAGCUGGUGGAGACCAGACCUUCUGGGGAUGGAACCUUCCAGAAGUGGGCAGCUGUGGUGGUUCCUGCUGGGGAGGAGAAGAAUUACACAUGUCAUGUGCACCAUGAGGGUCUUCCUGAGCCCCUCACCCUGACAUGGGAGCCUCCUCAGUCCACUGUCCCCAUCAUGGCAAACAUUACUGUUCAGGUUCUCAUUGGAGCUUUGGCCAUCAUUGGAGCUGUGGCCAUCAUUGGAGCUGUGGUGGCUGUUGUGAAGAUGAGGAGAAACACAGGUAGGAAAGGUGGAAAAGGAGGGAACUAUACUCCAGCUUCAGGCAGGGACAGUGCCCAGAGCUCUGAUGUGUCUCUCCCAGGAUGUGAAGCGGGAAGACAGCUGCCUGUCCUGACAGAGUGACAGAGAUGUGCUCAGGCCUCUCCUGUGACAUCCUGAGCCCCUCAGUUCACUCUCAGCAACAGUGUCUGAUGUUCCCUGUGACCCUGUGGGCUCAAUGUGAAGAACUGGGGAUCGCAGCCCCCCCCUGCACACCAGGACCCUCUCCCUGCACUGCCUGUGGUCCCUUCCACAGCCAACCUUCCUGGUCCAGCAGGCAGGAGGGGACAUCUCCAUCCUGUCACCUCCAUGCUGCCCUGA
This is a messenger RNA of Peromyscus maniculatus bairdii (prairie deer mouse), 800 nucleotides long. The record is from RefSeq and is a predicted model, not a curated record. NCBI's taxonomy places the organism in Eukaryota, Metazoa, Chordata, Mammalia, Rodentia, Cricetidae.